Choloepus didactylus (southern two-toed sloth) is the source of this 7980-nucleotide messenger RNA. RefSeq names its product peroxisomal biogenesis factor 5 like (gene PEX5L). The record is from RefSeq and is a predicted model, not a curated record. Bases 331 to 2283 code for a protein of 650 amino acids. Gene Ontology annotation, biological process: protein import into peroxisome matrix, docking. The transcript is spliced from 17 exons. Lineage: Eukaryota; Metazoa; Chordata; Mammalia; Pilosa; Megalonychidae. Gene Ontology annotation, molecular function: protein binding. Gene Ontology annotation, cellular component: peroxisomal membrane; cytosol.
UCUCUAGCUGCAUUUAGGGGAAUUAUGCACCAAAUUGGCCCUAAGCAGAAAGCAUGUCGAGUUCAGUCCUUUGGCUAAUGUGCAAGACCAAGCAGAAGCCGUGGAGUAGCUUUUUGGGCAUGAAAAAGGUGCACAGAUAGAAGACAGGGAUUCCCGGCUGGGAGGAGGGAGGAGAGCUGAAGAUCCCUGUCUGAGCUGGCUGAUCUAGCAAAGAGGGAAGCUGAGUGCUUGAAAGAGGAUUAUGCUCGCACUAGAAAUAAGCAAUCUGUGGUUCACUGGUCAGCAAGUUCUGGCAAUGAAGUCACUGCUGCUGGUGCAAAGUAUUCUGGGAUGUCUGACAGUGAAAUGGAUGGAAAGACUCACAUUCCAUCUCUGCUUAAUGUCCUUUUGUCCAGAAAUCGGGCCAUGCAAAUGAACUACUUGACAAGUAAAGAAAAAGGAUAUGGAAAACUAAGCAGUGAUGAAGACCUCGAAAUAAUUGAUCAAAAGCAGGGAAAAGGCUCUAGGGCGGCAGAUAAGGCUGUUGCCAUGGUGAUGAAGGAGAUACCGAGGGAGGAGUCUGCUGAAGAAAAGCCCCUCCUUACUAUGACAUCACAGCUGGUGAAUGAGCAACAAGAAAGCAGACCCCUCCUGAGUCCCUCCAUCGAUGACUUUCUCUGUGAAACGAAAUCAGAGGCAACAGCAAGGCCAGUAACAUCCAACACAGCGGUAUUGACCACAGGCUUAGAUCUCCUGGACCUGAGUGAACCAGUCUCUCAAACCCAAACCAAAGCCAAGAAGUUGGAGGCCUCAUCGAAAACCUCAUCCCUCAAAAAAAAGGCCGAUGGAUCUGACCUCAUCAGUGCAGAUGCUGAGCAGAGAGGCCAGCCUCUCAGAGUUCCUGAGACUUCAUCCUUAGAUUUAGUAGACAUUCAAACACAACUGGAAAAAUGGGAUGAUGUUAAGUUUCAUGGAGACCGAAGUAGCAAGGGGCAUCCAAUGGCAGAAAGAAAGUCAUGCUCAUCUAGAACUGGAUCAAAAGAACUCUUAUGGUCUUCAGAACAUCGAUCUCAGCCAGAACUGAGUGGUGGGAAAGGCGCCCUCAACUCUGAAUCGGCUUCAGAAUUAGAAUUAGUGGCUCCAGCACAGGCUCGACUAACCAAAGAACAGCGCUGGGGAAGUGCAUUACUUUCAAGAAACCACUCCUUAGAAGAGGAAUUUGAAAGGGCAAAAGCAGCAGUGGAGUCAGAUACCGAGUUUUGGGAUAAAAUGCAAGCAGAAUGGGAAGAAAUGGCUCGGAGAAACUGGAUAUCUGAGAACCAAGAAGCCCAGACACAAGUCACAGUCUCAGCUAGUGAGAAGGGAUAUUACUUUCACACUGAAAACCCAUUCAAGGACUGGCCUGGAGCAUUUGAAGAAGGCUUGAAAAGGCUAAAGGAAGGAGACCUGCCAGUCACCAUCCUGUUCAUGGAGGCAGCAAUUCUUCAGGACCCUGGAGAUGCAGAGGCAUGGCAGUUCCUCGGGAUAACCCAGGCAGAGAAUGAAAAUGAACAAGCAGCUAUUGUCGCCCUCCAGAGGUGCUUAGAAUUACAACCCAACAACUUGAAAGCUUUGAUGGCUUUAGCUGUGAGUUACACUAACACUGGCCACCAGCAGGAUGCCUGUGAAGCACUGAAAAAUUGGAUUAAGCAAAAUCCAAAGUACAAAUAUCUUGUGAAGAGCAAGAAGGGAUCUCCAGGCCUCACUCGGGGGAUGUCUAAGUCCCCAGUUGACAGCUCUGUUCUGGAAGGAGUGAAGGAACUAUAUCUGGAAGCUGCCCACCAAAAUGGAGAUAUGAUCGACCCAGACCUGCAGACAGGCCUAGGGGUGUUGUUCCACCUGAGCGGAGAAUUUAACAGAGCAAUAGAUGCAUUUAAUGCCGCCUUAACUGUUCGGCCAGAGGACUAUUCUUUAUGGAACCGUCUCGGAGCGACCUUAGCAAAUGGAGACCGCAGCGAGGAAGCCGUGGAGGCCUACACGAGGGCACUGGAGAUUCAGCCCGGCUUCAUUCGGUCCAGAUACAAUUUGGGAAUAAGCUGCAUCAAUCUGGGUGCCUACAGAGAAGCAGUCAGCAAUUUUCUCACUGCCCUCAGUUUGCAAAGAAAGAGCAGAAAUCAACAGCAAGUUCCACAUCCUGCAAUCUCUGGGAACAUCUGGGCUGCUCUGAGAAUUGCACUCUCGCUGAUGGACCAACCAGAACUCUUUCAGGCGGCUAAUCUCGGUGACCUGGAUGUCCUUCUAAGAGCUUUUAACUUGGAUGCUUGAAAGAAGAGAAAAUAAAAAAUAAAAAGCCCUCAUAUGUGUAAUUAUACUGAGAAAUGCAAAACUAUUUUAUUAUGAAUUUCAGAAAGGAUAAAUCAGAUGUUCAAAAGGCCAUGGUGGUAUAACUCAAGGGAAUUCCUACAGACAAUGCCCAGUUUCUGUCCACAUCCAAAAGCACAAAAUGUUGUAUUUAAGUCAAGGUUGGGCUCGAAAGAAGAAUUGAGAGGCUCAAGACAAACCAAGAUAAAAUAAUUGUGUGAGAAUAUGCUUCACAAGUUGCAAGCAUAUUGCAAAACAGGCUCUUUGAGAUUUUUGUCCCUGGUUGCAGCUAAGGAACUUGUUGCUGGAACACUUAGAGAAAGCACUGCCUCAGAUCAGGGAAGUCUGACUGCUUCUGAACUCUCCCCUGAAACUCCCCCUUUUCCAGAAUUGAACAUAGUAUAUGGGCCAUUGGUGCAUGCACACAUAUAUGAACUCUUGACUAAAAAGAGGCAUUGCUUAAGUCUGUUCCAAUUUUAACUUUUAUUGUAGUCCUUUGAUUCCAGAGAGGGAGCUUUGCUGGCAAAAGCAGUUUUUGCACUAGACAUUUUUGCUGUUCCCAAUCAAAACUUUUCUGGGACUGUAUAUAUGCACUUUAAUAUCUUAUUUAUGCCUUGCUGGAGUUUUGUUUUGUUGCUCCAAUUUUUAACUUGGGAGUGAAAGAUUUGAGAACUCAGCCUUGUUAGAUCAACAGACCAAAUAAAAAUUCCCGAAAAUAGUUUUUCAUAAUGUGGAGUUUGCAGGAGAGUUUUUUAAAAAGCAGAUAUGGCAUAAGGUAUAAAUAUGUCAAACACAAAUCUUCUUACGUGCUUUUGGGACUGUAUGAACUUAAGUAAGAAGACAAGAUACUAUCUCUUCAAGCAUUCUCUGCAGGAAGAAAUUUUGAUGAUAUCGUGAUUUCUAUUGAGUUCACAUUAUCUUGCCUGAAGUGUCAUAUUUUACUGGCUUUCUAACUGCCCUGCAUAGUAAUGUUCCUUUUAAACUGUUAAUAUUUUAAAUGGUAUUUCUUAAGAGGGGUAAAUGCAUUUUCCUAAAAAUUGUGUUUUCUUAGUUCCAUAAUAAUCUGCACUGCACAUCCAUUUGCAUUCUAAGUGGUAGAAAAUAUUUUCUAACUGAAUGUCACUAAAUGUUUGAUAUGAAAGAUGCAACCUUUGGCUCUUAGGCUGAACAUUAUCAAGUGUCAAGAAUUUUCUGUUAGCGGUGGUGUUUUAUUUAAUUGGUUGCAUUCCACUUAGUUCUUCAGAGUCUUUUGUGUGCGUUUGGGGCAUGGUGAUUGUUUUGCAUACCACUUUUUAAAGAAUUAGGAGAACUGUCUGCAAAAUGCUAACCAAAAUAUAAUUUUACCAAUAUCAGUUCUAGUAAGUUGCCCCAUUCUUCACCUUAUCUCCUUCCUUCCAGAAAUUUCCCCAGAGCAUUCUGAGCUCAACUUUUUUUUUUUUCCCCAUGUUUUUUGGUUAGUGAUACUUGUUUCAACUCAUGCUUAUAGUUACCCAAAUAAAACAAGCAUUUGGGUCAACACAGUUUAAUUGAUCAGGAAAUUAGCUUCUCCUGGGGGGGGGGGGGGCCUCGUGCUGAGAAAUUGAACUCGAGGUCAGGAAGAAAUCCUCUCCCAUUACCUUAAAAGUCCCUGUAACUAAGGAGUGGGUUGGGAGAGGGGCCUCAAGUUAACAUGAAACCAGGAGACCUUGAGGCUCAUAUGAGAAAACACCUAUUCUAGUUUAUAAAGACAAAGAGUUGAGGGCACUUUGUGAGAUGCCAGGUUUUAGCAUUCAUUGUCAGACGUCCCUUGGGCAGCAGGAAGCAGGGUCAUUAAAAGCAAAGUAACUUCAAACUCCAAGGAGCUGUCUUAGGGGAGAGUAGACAGUUUUCCAUUCCCACCAUUAUUUGGUGAUUUGCAGAGCAUUCAGUAGGACUUUCUCUGAUAUAUCUAGUGCCCAUCAGAACCAAGAUUUUCAAAGAUCAUCAUCCUUCAGGAAGUCCAGAAUUAUUGCCCAAGAGGAAAAGAGUUGCAUUUUCAAUGGUAUUUUUUUUUAAUUAAGUAAAAGCAGUUACCAAAAAGUGAGCAAAAGUUUGCAGAAAUCAGAGUACCACUGAAAAUCAAGUGAGACUCUAGAACAGACUUUAUUUUAUACAUCACUUUUAAAAAAUGUAUUCACAUAAUGUUUUCAGAACUGUUUUUGGCAUCUCAUCCUUGUGGUGUGAAAUUGUCAAUUAAGUUGUUCCCUGUUCUUGAAAGGGUAAGGUGUUCUUGGUUCCCUUCUGAGGCUACUGUAACGCUGGGAAUGCUUUGCAUCUCUCUUUUUCUUGUACUUCUGAGUAACUGCCUAAGAGCCCUUUGAUGAUAUUACUCUUUUUAGAAUGGCACAGUUGUGACUUUCAGGGACUAACUUCAAUAGAUUGGAUGAAAAUGCAGAGAAAGCCAUUGAUCGUUGGUGAGUUUCCAAAUGUGGCAUAAUUAUUUCUAAUAGGCUAUGUGCUGCUGUACCAUAGUGAUAAAGAGAAAGAGGCGAAGGGAGGGAGAGGAACAGGAGAAACAGAAAAAAAAAUCCGUUACUGGGUCAAUCAUAUUGAUUCGUCAUUCCCUUUGCUUCCUCCCAAGAUCAUAUACCAUGGCUCCUGAAAGAAAGGCAAAUCUUGUCCUCCAGGCAGGCAACUUCAGUAGAAAACUAUGACCUGUGAUUUCUCAGUCUAUCUGAAUCUCUACUAGAAUGGCACCUUGGUGAUAGAUGCCUGGGUAGGAACACCCAGGACACACUCGCUUUCAGAGUUUCAAGCACCUGUCCUUGCUCUUUUCUGUAAAGAGAACUAUUAUUCUGAAUCUUGGGCCCGUGUCUAGAUACUGGCAACAGAUAAAUCUGUCUGGAUAUUCUUCAUAUACAAGCAAGACUUGAACACGAUUGGAGCUAGACCCACUUAUAACAGGAGCUCCCAAAUUCUUUGCCAUAAGCUUGGGAGCCCCUUGGGAGUACCUUGGGAAUAGAGAGAAAGGAAGACAGUCCUUUUGUGUCCUUCCCUCUUUUGCCUGUGAAUCAGUUCCUCAAGACUGCACUCUACCUUAAGUUAGUUGCUGUUAUUGUUUUAUACCUUGAAAUGCUUCCAGAAGCAUUUUAGAAACAGGGUAUUCUGAAGGCUCCAUUUGUGUGCCAGCUUUUUGAGGCUUCCUAUUUUAGAAAUUAUUACACAUGUGAUUUCAACAUGGCAAAAAAAUUUCAAAUUCAUUCCCUAUCCUGAUUUUACUGCACAAUUUCCCUGUCAACUCAGUAUUUAUAGAAGUGGUUGAAAUUAAACUGUUUUGAACUAAGAAGUAGAUACAUAUAUUUUUAAAGAAUGUUCAUAGAUGAACUCUGACAUAAGGUGUGUAAAAAGGCAAUUUUUAAAAAGUAAAACAUAUAACCUCAGGUACAAAAAUAUUGCAUGCAUUAGUACUUGCAAAUCUGCCUACUCAAAUAUUAACCAAAGCAUGCAAGAUAACUUACUGAAUGUAAAUUUACCAAGUGCAUGAUUAACUCUCAUAGGUUAGCUUAUUUUUUCUUGCUUCGGAAUAAGGAAGCAUUUACGUGAACUUUGUGUUACAGUUCUUAUAUUUGCUUUUAAUAUCCUGCCCUUGAGAGUGUUUUCACAUUAUCACACUGAACUUUACAGAUGUUCAAACAUCUGGUUUAUGCAGUGUUUCAGCCAGUGCCAAAUGAAUCCUCUGAAGAACCAAGUACUUAGACUUCCAAACACUUUUUAAAAAAACAGGCCACUGAGGCAUAACAGAUCCAAAACAGAAGCAAACAAAAUUCAUGUGUCUGAAUGCUAGUAAAUGAAAUCCUGUUGAUUGCCUCAGCACAUAAAGUUUCCGGUUCUAAAUUCUCAGUAGUGCAUUUUGAAAAUUUUUUAAAAGUUUGGGAAUAAAGUAUAAAUACUGAUAUUUUAAAUAAUAUGGGAGAAGUUGGAGUCAUUUCAAGCACAGGAAAAUUAUCAUAAGGCAAAGUGGCAAAGGGCCUCAGUCACCAUAAAUGGCAUGUCCUUUAGUGGGGUUUGUGGGGUGUCAAGCACUACCCUCUACACAGACCUAUUUAUAGUAUUCAUUCCCUAUAGUAUAGAAUAGUAGGUGGGCUCCUUGGGUUCAUGUCUCUUGAGAAACUAGACUUGAUCAAUAUAUUUAAAAACACUGAAAUUUGGUGGUGUUGAGGUGAUUUCACGGCCACUCAAAAACAACUCGGAAGCUCUCUCACUGCCUUUUUCUGUAAUCCUGGUUUUAUGAGAAAACACAGGCAAGGAGAAAAAUGGAGAGAGCAAAGCUCAGUAAGACGGUGGGGUUUUAUGUCAGUAAAACACACACACACAACGCAGACAAAUCCACAUCACCUCAAGGACAGAAUUCCCCAAACACAAAGCAACGGGCACGAAACACCCUGAGUUGGGGGGUAUGGGGGGCAGGGCAUUAAACACUUAAGAAAAAUAGGAAAUGAAAGGGAGGCUUAAAAUCUCAAGUGGUAUUUUGCUUUGACUAGUUUCCCCUACUGCAUCCUAGGUAGGAAUACCACAGGAACACAUACUGGAAGCAAGUGUCCCAGUCUCAAAACUGUUUUCUCAGGACCUUCUUUACAAAAGAAAACUUAAUUUGAAAUGUUGCACUGUCUUAGUAAACCUUGACAGACUCAGUGGAACAUUUUUUGAAAACUGCAUUCAAAAUAAUAUUAAGACAAAAAAAAAGGCAAUUCUUUGGUCAACAGUACAAUGUGUUUAGUCUUCUUCUCUUUAAAUUUCUUGGGGAGGAAAAAGGUAUGACACAAGGACUGAGGGAUUUACACGCUCAAUGAGCUAAUUUGGGUAUUUGGCAUUUUCACUGAGAUAUAUAAAUUUUUCACAUGGAUACCAUGAAAGGUUUGUUUCACAUGAGAAAUGGGUUCAUGAUUGAAUAUGUUAUCAGUAGUAAAAGGAAACAUAGCAAGCGUAAAUUUUUACCAACUUCCUUUCAUUUUCCCCCUGUAUCAUCUAACCCAAAGCCCCUUCAAUUUUCAUUGCCCAAAUUUGUUUAUAUUGGUUGAAAAGAACCUGAUUAAUUUAGUAAAUUUUCUACAAACUAUAACAAGCAUUUACUAUUUAGAAAAGACAUUUCUAUGUAUUUUGUAUAUCUAUGAAUAUUGCAUACCUAAUCUAUUCUAAAAAUAUUGUUUUGAAACGUUCUGUGAUGCUUCCUUAUCAUGCUCAAUAUUGUUGAAAAUCUUUGGAUUUCAUUUUUAAGCUGAAAUAGAUAAAGAAAAAAUUAACUUUAAAUGUUUACAUUGAGUUUCUAAACUAAUACCGACCUAAAUUAAGUGACCUAUGGUAAACUAAUGGCAAUUGGGGGUAAAGCUUAUUGGCAUAGGAGGUGAUACACUUUAUCUGUAUUUAAUGAAAUAUUAUGUACCAUCACAACUCUGUUGGGUAUUAAGGCUUCAUCUUAAUAUUUCCCUGCAUUGCUCUUUUAAAUAAAAUUACUACCAUAAAAAUAACCUACAUAUAUAUGUGUUUAAUUUACUGAGUUGGCUUAUAAUUUGCAAAGUACCAAGAUUAAGGUAGUAUUUUGUAUUAUUAUUGGAAGCAUGCCUUCCCUUUUUCACAUUAUUAAAUUGUAUUUAUAUUUGUGCAAUUUUAAACUAUGUUUUCAAAUAAACUUUGUCUGUGGCUUCA